AUGUUUCAAUCGUAUCCACCCCACUCUUCGAUCACAAGACUCGCAAAAUGUAAAGAUCAGGUAUCGACAUCGGGUCCAUUAAAACAAUGUCUAAUCAUUCAUGGAGAGGAACCCUCUCACUUCUUUAAAUGUAUAUUCUAUGAGCCCUAUGAAAUAGAUGACGAAGUGAAUUUUCUAUAUUGUGUGGAUAGUAUUUUGGGGCAAGAUUUGCAUGAUGUAGAACCUGAUAUUCUGUUAUAUUAUGAUUUAGUAGUAUUUCCUUUGCAUGCAGAUUUGCGUAGUAACGAAAAAUUUAUUACCAAGUUGAAACAGUUAGCAUCUGAAAAAAGAAUUGCAAUAUUAUUUUUGAGAGGAGUACAUGUACCACUUGCAUUGGGAUAUCUAGUGGAUCCUCGCUAUGCAGAUUAUGCAGAUGGAGUGAUACAAUUUGAUUUAACAGUAUUCAACCAGCUUUGUGAAGGAAGCGAAAUUCUCCCAAAAUUGAGAGCAACCCAUCAAGAUGUAUUUGUUGCGAUUGCCGAACAUCCAGAGCUACCAAUCUCACUUAAUGACCAAUACAUUUUUUGUGUUGAUAAACCGUGGUUGAUAUAUGAACCCUCCAAGUGGUAUAUUAUCGCAAAUUGUGAGGGAGACAGGCCUUGUUUUUUAAUUCACAAAGAACAAAGAGUAAUGUUCACUCCAUGGUAUGGCUUUAGUCAUGGAGAUUAUUUUGCGCAUGACCUUGUGAAAUAUUUCUGUAAAUAUUUACUGGGGGAGCAUUUAGCGGAAAGAGAGAGCAAACUCAAAAGCAACCUUUUUUUAAAAUUGGAAAAUAGACAAUUAUUGGACGUGGUCAUUGUUGUAGACGAAAGUUAA
Molecule: messenger RNA, 855 nt
Organism: Naegleria lovaniensis
Lineage: Eukaryota; Heterolobosea; Eutetramitea; Acrasida; Naegleriidae
Exons: 2
Coding region: 1-855 (284 amino acids)
Source: RefSeq, a predicted model, not a curated record